CCGGUGCCGACGAUCUAAACCAAUUAUGCGCAAUUGGUAGAAAUAUUGAAGCCUCGUCCUGUCCGUCGCAAACUUGGAGGGGAAUACCACGACCAUAUUUAACAGAGGCCCUUGCCGACUUUGCCCAAGAUGGUGUUCAUAAUGGGAGUGAACUUCCACGAGAAGAAACUCGUCAGGAAAGCCCUCGAGAGCUUCUACGGCCUAGGGCCGCAACUAUGCGCGCGCAUCAUGGCCAAGUACACAAUCCACCCUCUGGCCCGGAUCGGCACUGUCGCUCCCAAGACAGUCACAGCCCUAACAGCCGAGCUAUCGACGAUGACGAUAGAAAACGAGGCCAGGAGGAUAGUCCAGGACAACAUCAAGCGGCUGCGAGAUAUGGGCACGAUUCGGGGAAGGAGACAUGCCAUGGGUCUGCCGGUGCGCGGACAGCGGACGAGGAACCAGAUCGAGACGGCGAAGAAGCUGAAUACCCUCGAGAGAGGAGGCACGUACUCCAAGAUUUAAAAUAGGAAGACAUACUAUCCUUGGGCAGUAUUUCGCAUGGCAUUGCGGGAAUAAGCUGAUGUUGGCCCCCAUUGAAGUCGUUAGGGAAAGGCGUUAAUGAGAGGUUUGCGACGCAUUUUCAGUCGUCUUCAGCUAGGACCUAUUCUGGUAUAUAAACCUAACCUAGGGGCAUCGUUCCCUUGUAUAUUUAAAUGUAAACAUUCAAAUAUUACAUUCCAAGAGGACUUAAAAUUUUCCUUUUUGAGAGGUGGCACAUAAACAGGCGAUUUC
This is a messenger RNA of Daldinia vernicosa, 774 nucleotides long. RefSeq names its product ribosomal protein S13. The transcript is spliced from 3 exons. NCBI's taxonomy places the organism in Eukaryota, Fungi, Ascomycota, Sordariomycetes, Xylariales, Hypoxylaceae. The record is from RefSeq and is a predicted model, not a curated record. Gene Ontology annotation, molecular function: RNA binding; structural constituent of ribosome. Gene Ontology annotation, cellular component: mitochondrion; ribosome; small ribosomal subunit. Gene Ontology annotation, biological process: translation. Bases 130 to 504 code for a protein of 124 amino acids.